AUGAAGAUCAAAACUAUCAGCAGAAGUGCCGAUGAUUAUGUGCCGGUGAAGAGCACACAAGAGUCUCAGAUGCCUCGUAAUUUAAAUCCGGCUCUGCAUCCAUUCGAAAGAGCUAGAGAAUAUACAAAGGCUUUGAAUGCCACCAAGCUUGAAAGAAUGUUUGCUAAGCCAUUUGUCGGUCAGCUUGGAUACGGUCACAGGGAUGGUGUGUACACCAUUGCAAAGAAUUACAAUGUAUUAAACAAACUUGCUACGGCUAGUGGUGACGGUGUUAUCAAGUACUGGAACAUGUCAACUAGAGAAGAGUUAAGUUCAUUCAAGGCACAUUACGGUAUGGUUACUGGUCUGUGUGUUACUCCUUCAUAUUUAUCUCCACAAAGAGAAAACUUCAUGCUUUCUUGUGGUGACGAUAAGACGGUGAAGCUAUGGUCAGUGAAUUCUGACGACUUUUCCAACGUUAAAGAUGAUACAAGAUUGAAUACAGAUGAAGGUAUCAUCAAAACAUUCCAUGGUGAACAUGCUUUCCAAUCUUUGGAUCAUCAUAGACAAAAAUCGAAUUUUGUUACUGGUGGUGCCCAAAUCGAACUUUGGGAUACAAACAGAUCAAAGCCAAUAUCAAAUCUUUCAUGGGGUGCGGACAAUAUCAAUCAUGUUAGAUUUAAUCAAAAUGAGGUCGACAUUUUAGCAAGUACGGGUAGUGAUAACUCUGUGGUUCUUUAUGACCUAAGAACAAACUCUCCAACACAAAAAAUUGUUCAAACCAUGAGGACAAACUCUAUCUGUUGGAACCCAGUGGAAGCCUUCAACUUCGUAAUUGCCAAUGAAGAUCAUAAUGCUUAUUACUAUGAUAUGAGAAAUAUGUCCAAAGCUUUGCAUGUGUUUAAAGAUCAUGUUAGUGCUGUUAUGGAUGUUGAUUUUUCCCCUACUGGUGACGAAGUUGUAACAGGCUCCUAUGAUAAGACAAUCAGAAUUUACCAAGUUAAACAUGGUCAUUCGAGAGAAAUAUAUCAUACAAAGAGAAUGCAGCAUAUUUUCCAAGUGAAAUAUACCAUGGACAGUAAGUAUAUAGUAAGUGGUUCAGAUGAUGGUAACGUUAGACUAUGGAGAGCCAAGGCAUGGGAGAGAUCUAAUGCGAAGAGUACACGUGAAAAGAAUAAGUUGGAAUACGAUGAAAAACUUAAAGAAAGAUUCAAGCACAUGCCAGAGGUCAGAAGAAUUAGCAGGCACAGACACGUCCCUAAGGUUGUUAAGAAAGCUCAAGAGAUUAAGAAGAUUGAAAUUGAUUCUUUGAAGAGAAGGGAAAGAAACGAAAGAAAGACAAGGAAAGACAUGCCAUUUUUACCUGAAAGGAAGAAACAAAUCGUCGGUACUGUCUUUCAAUACGAGGACGACAAGAAAUCUAAUUCGAAUAGAUCCAACGAUUCCGAAGAUGAAUAA
Molecule: messenger RNA, 1437 nt
Organism: Kluyveromyces lactis
Lineage: Eukaryota; Fungi; Ascomycota; Saccharomycetes; Saccharomycetales; Saccharomycetaceae
Gene: SOF1
Product: rRNA-processing protein SOF1
Exons: 1
Coding region: 1-1437 (478 amino acids)
Biological process (GO): maturation of SSU-rRNA from tricistronic rRNA transcript (SSU-rRNA, 5.8S rRNA, LSU-rRNA)
Cellular component (GO): small-subunit processome; nucleolus
Molecular function (GO): protein binding
Source: RefSeq, a predicted model, not a curated record